This is a messenger RNA of Nezara viridula (southern green stink bug), 441 nucleotides long. The record is from the annotation of a GenBank genome assembly. NCBI's taxonomy places the organism in Eukaryota, Metazoa, Arthropoda, Insecta, Hemiptera, Pentatomidae.
AUGCUGAGUGCACCAGAACCAGCCGCGGAGACUUCGGUUUCCCGCCCGCCUUCGAGGGGAGGGGAUGGGACUCCCGCCGAAGGGGCAGUCCCGAGCAGUGGAGGGGAUGCCCCGCCCCCCGCCCCGCCCCCAGCCCAGCCAGAACAUCAACCACAACAGAGCGCCCAGCAGGCCCCCAACCAACACCGCGACUCCGACGAUGAGGAGGCACAGGUUAAUGUCCGAAAACACUACACAUCCUCGAUGGGAAGGUUACGGCGAGGUUAUAUUCCAGCUCGGCAAUAUGUCCCCACAACACUUUGGUGGCCUCCAUCCUGCAGGAGCCGCACGGCCUAUGGUGCCCGAACACACAGCUGCCCGCGGGGCAUUGACUGGCCCCUGCGGUUGGACAACGAGCGCCCUUGGCGUGUCAAGGCCUCCUCAUUGGCUGAAAAUCGUUAG